AAUUCACAACAACACUUAAAGGAGUGCAAAACAGGGUCGUCCACAUUAUUCGUAUCUAGGAGGGUCCACACGAUUAUAUACGUGUUUUUCAGUCACUUAGUUGGCAAAGACCAGAAGAUCAACUUAUUAUAUCGACCUCCCUUAACGAAAUUAGAUAAGUGUGUUAAAAAGUGUGUGCGGUAACUAUCUCUGAAACACUAAAUUGAGGCUAUAACGGACAAAACUAUACCAAUCCUGGGUACAAUAAAAAAAAUGUUCUCACCAACCUAGGCAACAAAACAACUGAUAUGAACAGCUUCAUAGAGCCACACCUGAGAUCCUUGUUAACAUGCACUUAAGGCCUGCUUUAUUAAAAAAUAUGUGAACUGAUUGGAAAUAAACAGUGUUACAACUAUAGCACAAGAAACAAUCUGUUAAGAAAUGCAUACGCAAGGACCAAAAAGAAACAAGCCUCGCCAAUAUACAGAAGCAUUUAAGUUUUUAAUAAAAUACCACUGUAUUAAAGCCCACUACUAAGACAAUGUGUCAUAACCUUAAAGACUUUAUAAGAAAAAAAUGCAAUGUAAAUUUAUAUCAACAAAAUACAAUGUUUAUUUUUGGUUAGAGCUUUGAAAUAAAUUGUAAAAAAAAAAUAAGUGUGGACCCUCUUUAACAAUUCGCAAAAAGGCCACUGCGCAAGUCGUAGAAUAGGAAAAGUACACCUUUCCAUCUGUCAAAUGUCAACGCGACAUCGCAAUAUGGCGGCACCCCGAGCUGCCGUAUUCGGCGAACGAUGUUUUUCCCAUCAAAUUCAAAGAACCCGUUAAAAUUUUUAUACCCGAAAUGCCACCGAGCCCCACGUCGAGCGAUGACGAUGACGACGACUUUGUCGACUCGGUCAUUUUUCGACCGUUUCAGCUCGCGUUCGCGCGAAAACGGGGCCCCAACUACUGGCCGGCCGCCGUGAUGGGCCCCGCGCUUCUCAUCGAAGGCGUCCGCGUCUAUUUCUUUCGCAGCAAGGACGUGGGGGACGUCGCUUGGUCCGAUGUCUUCGGCGAUGUCGCGGCCCUGCUGCACCGCGAGGUGAGCUUCAGGAAGGGCGGCGCCGUCAAACGGGGCACCGUCACCGACAUUUUAGCGCACGAAACCGCCCCGGCCCCCCUAUUCGUCGUCCAAUCUCACGGCGUUACCCACGCCGUGUCUUACUUUAACGUGUUCUUGACCGCGAAACAAAUAGCAAAUACACUCUAA
Messenger RNA from Cylas formicarius (sweet potato weevil), 1230 nucleotides. RefSeq lists its product as uncharacterized. The transcript is spliced from 2 exons. The record is from RefSeq and is a predicted model, not a curated record. NCBI's taxonomy places the organism in Eukaryota, Metazoa, Arthropoda, Insecta, Coleoptera, Brentidae. Bases 823 to 1230 code for a protein of 135 amino acids.